AUGUUCGCAGUGCGACGAUACCGGUUACUUUUACUCGUCGCGAUAUCCUUGGCGAUCUCGGUCUACUACCUGACUACUCGUGCAUCAUGGGAAACGACCGACGCCGAGCGUGUUGGGCGCGUCCACCUCAAGAACGAUCCCACAGCAGAACGUCCCGUCGUCAAUAAUCCGCUUGUGGUACCUCAGCGACCUCCUCCAGACCAAGAAGCAGCAGAUUCACCGGCAACGACAUCCGAAACUCGUGUAAUAUCUUCUCCUAGUACGAGCACUGACCUCGACUCCUCGACGACUUAUUCCACGAAACUUGCCGAGCCAACGAUCACUAGUGAGGAACUGCUGUUCAAGGAUGAGAGCUCAACUAGUGGGCUCGACGACGAAAACACCGGCAGGUACGAGGUCGACGAGGAUUCGGACGAUGACGAGAAAAUCCAUUGGCAGAAACCCAUUAUACACUUUCCAUUCCCCGAGGACGAAAUCAUAGGGUUACCCUCAGGAUCUGCUCGGAAACUGCCCAGGGUACAAGCUGUCUUGCAGGAGGAGACAUCAGCUGCUCGAAAAGACAGGCUCAGGAAGCUCAGUGUCAUCAAAGGAUCAUUCAAGCACGCGUGGAACGGCUACAAGAGAUACGGUCUGCCUCAUGAUGAGGUGAAGCCACUGUCUGAGGGAUUUGCUGACCCCUUUAUGGGUUGGGGAGCUACACUGGUUGAUACUCUUGACACGUUAUGGAUAAUGGGAAUGACAAAGGAGUUUGAAGAAGCUCUACUCUUGGUUGAGAAAAUCGACUUCAAAUCAUCAGCGAGGAAGGACAUCCCACUGUUCGAGACAGUAAUUCGGUAUGUUGGUGGUCUGCUAGGCGCUUACGAUGUCAGUGAGCACAAAUAUCCAAUACUUCUCAAUAAGACGGAACAGUUGGCAGAGAUCCUACUAGGCGCAUUCGACACGCCGAAUCGUAUGCCGUUGACUUUCUACAACUGGGCUCCUUCAGAUACGUCGCGGCCGCGUCGAGCAAGUGCACAUGCUGUCAUGGCUGAGCUGGGGUCCCUAUCUAUCGAGAUGACGCGUCUGGCACAGAUAACGAAGAGGGAUGUCUACUACGAUGCUGUGGCGCGAAUCACUAAUGAGCUUGAGAAGUGGCAGCCGAAGACUUUGAUGCCGGGACUGUGGCCGUUGAAGGUUGACGCUUCGGGUUGUGGGAAGGCAGCACGUCGAGGGAAGAACGGCGAGAACGGAGAAGGGAAAGUCGAUAACUCCAAGACUGAAGAGUUUGACAUUAAUGGGGAAGAGCCUGCCAUCAAGCCGAAGGAAUUCACAUCGGACCAAGAAGAAAGGCAUAGUGGUCAUAUCGCAGAAAGAAGCGUGCCUCCACCUUCAGUUCUCAUGGAGAAGGAGAGAGAUACUUUGUUGCCAAAAGAGCAAAACCAGGAAGUCUUAGCUGUGGCGUGCACGCCCCAAGGCCUGUCUGCUGAGGCCAACUUCAAAUCUCAGAUAUACGGUAUCGGUGGCCAAGCAGAUUCAACAUACGAAUAUUUACCGAAAAUGCAUGCUCUUUUGCAAGGCCGUUCUCGUCAAUUCGAGGCCAUGUACAAGAAUGCUCUUCACACUGUGCGAGACCAGCUUCUGUUCAGACCAAUGAUCAAGGACACUAAUCGUGAAAUCCUCUUCGCCGCCCGACAUGAGUUCAAACCGAAAGCCAAAGCCAAAGCGAAAAGGCACGUUGUUACGUACGAGGUCACCCACCUAUCGUGCUUUAUUGGAGGCAUGUUUGGGCUCGGGUCAAGGUUGUUUGGUAUAGAGAGCGACCUGGAGCUCGCUAAGCAGCUUACAGACGGCUGUGUUUGGGCAUACGCUUCGACACCUACAGGUGUGAUGGCUGAACUAGCUGCUAUCGUACCGUGCCCGGAUUUGGAUGUUUGUGCAUGGAACGAAACAAGAUGGCACGAAGCACUUGACCCUGACAAGGAAGAGAGGUUCGCUGCGGUCGAGGCGUGGAAUAAGAACCAGGAGGCAAUAUACGACAGAGCGAGGAAGGAAGUAAAUGAUGAUUCUGAGGGGGAAAUCGAUCGCGAAACGGGAGAGUUGGCGGAUGAGAAGGAGCCGCUUCAAUUUGUUCCGAAGGUCGCGCUUUCCCAUGAAAAACACGUGAAAGCACGUAUUCAGGAGGAGCGACUCCCACCAUCAUACACGAAAUUUGAAGCGCGUCACUACGGGCUUCGACCAGAGGCGAUUGAGUCAGUAUUCUACAUGUAUCGACUGACAGGCGAUGAAACCUGGAGACAGAAAGGCUGGAAAAUGUUUCAGGCUGUACAGGGUGCAACACAGACAGUGGUCGCGAACGCAGCAAUGGAGGAUGUUACUAGUCAGAUUGGAGAGUUAGAUGAUUCGAUGGAGAGCUUCUGGCUAGCAGAGACGUUGAAGUAUUUCUAUUUGCUUUUUGAAGAGCCUACUGCUUGGAGUUUGGAUGAAUGGACUCUCAAUACAGAGGCUCAUCUCAUGAAAAUCCCGGAGGGUUGA
Messenger RNA from Lithohypha guttulata, 2511 nucleotides. RefSeq lists its product as uncharacterized. The transcript has a single exon. Gene Ontology annotation, biological process: carbohydrate metabolic process; mannose trimming involved in glycoprotein ERAD pathway. Bases 1 to 2511 code for a protein of 836 amino acids. The record is from RefSeq and is a predicted model, not a curated record. Lineage: Eukaryota; Fungi; Ascomycota; Eurotiomycetes; Chaetothyriales; Trichomeriaceae. Gene Ontology annotation, molecular function: mannosyl-oligosaccharide 1,2-alpha-mannosidase activity; calcium ion binding. Gene Ontology annotation, cellular component: endoplasmic reticulum; membrane.